Molecule: messenger RNA, 8411 nt
Organism: Lotus japonicus
Lineage: Eukaryota; Viridiplantae; Streptophyta; Magnoliopsida; Fabales; Fabaceae
Exons: 1
Coding region: 94-1788 (564 amino acids)
Source: RefSeq, a predicted model, not a curated record
GUGAAGUUUGAUUUUCGGAGGAAAUUCUUUUCGGCUUGUGGAUUUUCAGUUCCCGAUUCUUUGUCUGGAUUCUCGGUCCGCUAAUAGAUCUUGAUGAAGCCACGCCGCCAAGGGCGUAGUGAGGAAAUGGAGCAGAAGCACGAAUCCUCACCGCACUGCAAAAGGAUAGGGAGGCUGCGCCGCGAAAAAGCGCGACGGGCACAAGCUAGCGACGUGAGAUUGCAAAACGAUUGUUUGCAAGAAGAAUUGAAGUAUUACCGCCUCAGGCAGUGGAAUGAAGAGGCGAAGAAGGCUGAAGCUGCUGCGAAAGUCGAGCCGUUCUCAAUAGCGGUGAGAGAGGUGACCCUACCGGAUGGCAUGAGAAACCUUGCGUUGGAGACGUACGAUGGGCGAAUCGAUCCAAAAGACCAUUUGUUUCAGUUCAAUGAGAAGAUGGCGGUGAACACGGCUUCUGACGCCGUGAAGUGCAAGAUGCUUCCAUUUACAUUUCGAGGUGCGGCAAUGGCUUGGUUUAUGACUCUGCCUCAAGGAUCCAUAGCGAAAUUUCGCGACCUCUCGUCCAAAUUCCUUGUCCAGUUCUCUGCAGGAACGAUCGAAGAUUUGUUCGAUAUUAGGCAGAGGGAGCGAGAAACCUUGAAGCAGUACAUGGAGCGGUACAAUGCUGCGUCCACGAAGUUCGAGGAAUUGGAGUAUCGGACGUGCGUGUGCGUUUUCAAAAGCGGUUUGAUGGUAGGAAAGCUGAGCUGCGAGCUGAGUAGGAAACCAGCGCGCUCGAUGACGGAAGUUCGGGCCCGAGCAAGAGACUACAUCCUAGAAGAAGAGGACGACGCAUAUAAGAGGAAACGCGUGAGGGCAGCAAAGGUGUCACUGGCGAGAAAACGGAUACAGGAUAAGGAGGCAAGUAAUGUGCGGAAGGUUAAGGAAGUUGGCCAAUUCAUUAAGAAGUUCAAGGGAAAACUACUCUGUUCGGGAAAAGAGAGCAUAAAGUGUAAGCUUCCUCGGCAGACAACUAACUCUCGCCGGCGACGGAGGCCGGGGUGGCACUCGAGUGAGGAAUUGGCAAAGUCGCUCCAGGAAGCGACGUUCGCGAAAACCGGCGAGGAUGGCAAAUGCAGAAUCGAUCCUUGGCACGAGGUAAAGGGCUGGUCCCAGUGGUGUGAAUAUCACAACUUGGAAGGUCAUAACACCAGUGACUGUUUAUCGCUGAAGGGCCAAGUUAGGCAGCUGAUCAGGGCGAGGCAACCACGGGUGACAGGUCACGGAUUAGACAGGGACCAACGUGAUAGCCGAAGGCGAGCGCCAAUCGCAAGUAAAGGGAAGAUGAAUACGGUGAGGGGAAAGGAAGCGGAGGAAGCUGUCAAUGACAAAGGCGGGGCGUCAGACGAAACGGCCAACAUAAUCGCAGGGGGCUUUGACGAGGGCGACAGCACAUCGACGGCGAGGCGGAAGCAAGUAAGGGUGGUAGCAUCGGCACAGGAGUAUCCAGCUCCAUUUGGGUGCCAACACCCGGAUAUAGUAAUAUCGUUAGCAGAUUUUGAGGGAAUCAAGGCCCAUACAGAUGAUCCGUUGGUGGUAAUGGUAAGAAUUAAUGGUUUCAAUGUGCAGAGGGUGCUAUUGGACCAAGGCAGCUCAGUGGAUAUCAUCUACGGAGCGCAUUUGGACAGUUGGGUUAACAGACAAGGAUUUGAUGCCAUAUACAGGAAACCUGGUAGGUUUUUCGGGAAAGCAAGUUCAGGUGCGCGACUAUGUGGAUUUGGACACAACCUUUGGAGUGGGCGAGGACGCUGAGCUUCUAAGGGUAAGGUAUCUAGUCUUACAGGUUGUGGCAGCAUAUAACGUCAUCAUAGGACGAAACACUUUGAAUCGCCUCCGUGCGGUGAUUUCAACGGCCCACCUCGUGGUAAAAUAUCCACUACUCUACGGAAGGAUAAGGAAAAUAGCGGUAGAUCAGAGGGGGGGGCGAAGAAAUGCUACAGCAACUGCCUUGACUUGUAUGGUAGAAAGGGAGCUAGCGACGGACACAAGUGUCAUGAGAUUGAGGUCGCUGAAGGCGGACAAGAGCGUCCGGCUACACAGAGCCUGAACGACACGGGUAGGCGAGAACGGCGGGUCAGCGAAAAAGUAAAAAGGUUGAAGAAAGAGGAAAGUCAGGGCGAGGGAGCCCAGGUGUUCCGUGCUAGAACAUAGAGAGGGAAGGUAGUACCCAAAGCGUGAGGAAAGUGACGUGAAUGCUUAGAGAGAGAAACUCUAACCGCUUAGAGAGAGAAGAUGUAACUGAAUUUCAAUGCUAUUAUUUCUCAAAUGAGCUAAGAGUCCCUUACAAUUGGUAUUCCCCUCCUAUUUAUAGAGGUGGAGUUGGGCUUUGGUGCCCUUAAUCUGUCCAAAUGGGCCAGUUGGGCCUCGGGAAGGAAGGCCCAAGGUCAUGACGCGUUCCCUACCCAAGGUCAGGUCUCCUGGGCGAGGGACCCCGAGGUCUCCCCCAGUCCACAAGUCCACAAGACACCGAGCUCGAAGCAUGAGAGCUAAGUGUGUCUUUGAGCAAGAAACAAGGCGAGAGCCCUAAGGAUGCCGACUAAAACUUAAAAUCUAGAAGUGAAAAACGAUGGCCAACAUGGCCUGGUAAAUAAAGCCUUUUGCAAGCAACACUUUGGACCUUCAGCUGCGCCCUCUUCUUCCGGGCGAACCCAGUCCACAGGCAAGCUUGUGGCGACGGCUACUAGUCCGCCCGACUCGGCGUAGUUAUGGACAUGCCCUAAAUCACGACGUUUUGUCACGUGUUGCAACCUUUCCACACGUCGCGCCUUGAAGCGACGCCAAGGUCAGUGAAUCCACAGAAUCUCAACCGCUACCUUUGACACGUCCCUUCCUGUCACGUCACAACUUUGACAAUUUGAAUUUUAACCAAUCGGCAGCAACUGUUGCAGCUUUUCAUUUAAUGCGUCUUUCUCACUCCCCAGAAUUUCGCAACUGCAAUCAUGUCAUUUUCUGACGUCAUGGGGCACAACUUCUCUUUUUCCACCACAUCCCUCGGUAACCGUCCACAACUUCUUCCUACACGUUCCCUUCUGCACCUCACUCCCCGCUUAUAACAACAUUAUCUUACUAACCCCUUUCGUUCCUUCACGAUUACGAACCUUUGCUUCUUCACCCUUACGAGAACUUGUCCACUGUCAAAAUUACAUUUAUUCCUUGCAAUCCCUCUGCAAUGACUCCAAAGCGCCAGACCAAAAGUUCCAAACGUAAUGUCGUCACUGCCAUCCCUCUCUAGUGCGUUCCUCCUGUUCGCCCGCCCCCUCCAAGAGGCGUUCCUCUUGAAGAAAAAGACGUCAUUGCCUUCCGAACGAGGACUUCGAAAUCUUUAAGUGCUCCCGCCGCGAGGGCUUUGCCUGCCGGGACAAUGCCUAACCAACGGUCAAGUUUGGAAAAAGAAUCGUCCAUUUGGGAGAUUUCCACAGAAUCCGGCGGAUUUUGUCAUGAGAAACCUCUUGACAAGCUUAUGUAUGUCAGUGCCUGCUCAUCCCUUGAACGCCCUUGGCUUCGACCCAAAGACGACUUCGUGGGUGCUCCUCACUUCUUUUACGUGUAUGGGUAUAUGUUCACAAAAUUGAGGAUUAAAUUUCCUUUUUCCCCUUUUAUCUGCUCCGUUCUUCACAAUAUCAAUGUGGCUCCUAGCCAAUUUCAUCCCAACAGUUGGGCCUUCCUCCGGUGUUUCGAAAUUCUCUGCGACGCGAUUCACCAGGAACCUGAACCUUCGACCUUCUUUUAUUUCUAUCGCGUAUCUGUCCAGCCCUCCCCGCAGCGCAGCUGGGUUUCCCUGGAAGCAAGGCCUGGUCGUCAGCGCUUCAACCCUAUCUGGCCUAACGUCACCGUCGAUUUAGCCCGGAAAUUCUUCAGGGUUGUGGUGUCCCAUGAAUAUCCUGAGGUUUUCACACACGGAGAUGGCACCGCUCGAUUUCCUUUCUACUGGACUCAGGGUGCGCGCCAAAUAAUCGUCCCGUCUGAGGAUUCCCUCACUCCUGAGCACAAGGCUGUCAUCGACUUUCUGGCCCGACUCGCCGUUUCAGACUGCUCUCGCGUGAUUGGUAAAUAUUCCUCUUCUACCCCUCUCAUUCUUUCUAUUUUCUACCAGCUUACCUUUUCCUUUUUUUUAAUCUUUAGGACAAACUCACCAUGCCGAUGAGGAGCUUCUAGCGGCCUUUGAGAAGAAAAAUAACGUCUCCUUUCCCCCUCGAAUAAAUUUGAAAGGCGACAAGGCGUCUCUGUUGAAAAUCCAGGCGAGCGGAAAAUGGCCCCUUGGCGAGGAGGAUCCUCACCUUUCCCCGAAAAGGUUGAAUUCCAGCGAGCCUUCAGGGACGAUUCCCACCCAACACGGUCUUGUCGACUGCUCACUUUCCCGUCCAACAAUUAUCUCAUCGCCGCUUGGUCCGAACCUGACGUCUUCUGCCAAUGCCCCUCCUCCACCUGCUCAUACUUCCACCCCUUCCGCAGGGUCCGUGAGUCGGGGAUUCCCGUACUCUUUAACUUUGACAUCAACCCAAAUGGCGCGAAUGGACGAAGUUGUCAAGCAGCGUGGUUUGGAUAAUGUCUCUGAAGGGGCUGUGGCAGGAGUGCUCCACGCGUUCCACUACUAUAGGCGCUCCGCCCAGGAUGGUGACGAAUUACGAUCCGAAGUGGCACGUGAUGACCCGGGUUUAUAUGAUGUUUUUAGGGUUUUUCCUUGUAGGUUUUCAGUCUUUUUCUUGUGUCUCAUGUAGUGUUUCAUGCAUUCUCAUGCAUUUUUACUUUUAUUUGUGCAUUUGCAUUAGUUUAGUAAUUUUGUAGUUUUAUAAGGGCUUUAGUUGCAUUUGAAUAGAGUUUAAGAGUCAUAGGCAAUUUCCACUUGUUUUGGAGCCUUUGUGCAAAACUAACCUCUGAAUUUCUAGAUAUUUUCCUAGCUUUGUCAUCAAGUUUUCAGGUUGUAACAGCUGAAGAUGGAGUGUCUAGAGGUUUGGAGAAUUGAAUGGAGGCUUAAAGAGAAGUAAAGAGGAGUUAAAAUGAAGAUCAAAAGCCUUUUCAACGAGCUUUGAGCGCCUAGGCGCUGGGAAUUGGCGCCUAGGCGCUAGUUGUUUUUUUUGCCAAGCUUUGUGAAUUGGCGCCUAGGCGCCAAUUACCUUCCAGGGGCCAUAUUUUCAGCAUGAAUUGGCGCCUGAGCGCCCGGAACAGUCCAAACUCGUGAUUUUUGCCUAUAAAUAGGAUUUUAGUCAUUUUCUUUUGGAAUCUUUGAUAUCAAUUCCAUUUUUACAUAAGUUUAGAGGUAGAGGAUCAUCUAGGAGAGUGAGGGAAGGCUUCCAAGCUUGUAAUUCAGGUUCUUAGCCAAGCAUGGCUCUUGCCAUGCUUGGCUAAUCUCUCUUCUUUUACUUUGGUUUUCUUGUAAGACUUUUCCUUUUAAGUUAUAAUCUUAAGUUCUUUCCCACAUGUUCUUCUUCUUUCCUCGAACCCCAUAUCCAUGCUUUAUGUUUCAAGUUAGAACAUGUGCUAGCUUUAUGCUUUUCUAUAAUAGAACGGAAGUUUGUUAUAGAUUAGGGACUUGUUAUGGGAUUACCUCUUCUAUACUUGCUUCUAGGAAUAGAGGAAGGGUUGGGGUUUGUUGGUCUGAACUUUAUAAUCUUUAUGCUUCAAACAAAUGUUUAAGUACACAAGGAAUUGGGCUUAUCUUUUGGUUUGAAAGAAUUAUCUAUGCAAGGCAUCGAUAGGUAGUUGCUUAGGCUAUAACAUCAAGGAGAGAUUCAUGAGAACAUGUGCUUAGAAUGAUGUGCUUGAAUUGAUUAGUUGAGCAAGAACCCAAAGUAAAUCACUCUUUCUUUUCAUUUUCUGUUUCAUUUCUGAAUUUAUAUUUUCUUUUUCCUUAUUACUACUUCAACAUAUCUCUUAUUCAAUAAUACAAACCUUCAUACUCAAGGCUUAAGCUGAAUUUAGUCACUCACAAUCCCUGUGGUUCGAUAUUUAAAACCGGGUGGAUUCCGUACACUUGCGGAUUUACCAACAAGUUUUUGGCGCCGUUGCCGGGGAUUGUUUGUGAUUUUUGGUUUAUAUUACGAGUUUGAAGUAUAGUCUACCUAAGACUCUAACUUAGGGCUGAAUGGGAGACAACCCAUGUUCUUUUUCUGUUUUGUUCCUAUGUAUCAAUUUAACUGAUUCGUUCUUGUUCCUAGUGCUUGUUGUGACCUGAUCAAUUAUAACAUGAUUUGAGGUUUUGAAUUCUGUGAACCUGACCUAGAAUGGAUCAGCUAGUGAAUUUAAUUUUAAUUAGAUUCAUUGGUCAUGAGUUGAUAAGUUGAUACAUAGGAUCUUCUUUUUCUGUUUUACGUUUCUUCUUCUAGUUUUUCAGGAAAUAAAAGCCAAAGUGGAGAACACUUGGAGCACUCAAUCACUUGGAAGGAGGUUCUUUUCUUACCCUGAGUUUUAGUCCAUGCAAUUUUGCAUACUUUUCUUUUAUAGAUUUUGUUUAUCCAAUUUUAUCAUGCAUUGUUAUAUAGAGUCUUUUAUACCUUGGUCUUUAUUCCUUAUACUCAAUGACUUGUUCCCAAGUCUUGCUCACUCACAUGAUGCUGGUUUUGAAAAUGUUUUUAAGUGGAUACUUUGUGCUUUAUUUUGGGGAGUGAUUGUAUGUUUGGGAAAGAGAGGGAGAGACUUCGGUCUUCUAAGUGUUGUCUUAAGGAUAGAGUUGAUGUGAGUCCACAAGGGUCCAUCUUUGACCCUUCACUAUAUAAUUUCCCUGGAGGAUCCUGACUCACUUGCACUUCUUGGUUCUGUGUUUCAUUUCAUGCGUCCUUGAGUGUAGCUCUAGGAGACUUGCAUUCUUGAGACUGGUAGGUUUUCUUGUACUUCAGAAAUUGUUUUAUAACAUCUUUGUCCCUAAUUGACCCUUUCGAGCCUUAUGGAGAUUUCCUUGGUAUCUAUGUUUAACGGGCUGGUUGUUUGGAGGAUUCAAUGGGGAGUUGUGGUUCUUAACUCUUGAUGGAGCUAGUUUAUAAAAAGUGCAAUUGUCUCUUGCCCCAAAGAAAAAAAAUUGGAAAAAGUCAAAAGAGAAAAUGAACUCCAUGGUGUGGUGGAGUUCCAAAAAAAAAAGAAGAAAAAAUAUGAAACAAAAAGGGGUUAAGAGACUUGAGUGCUAAGUAUCAAUAUCUUGAAAGCUCCGGAAUUCCAAAUUUGACCACACUCAAAUUUUGUGCAGCCUUAGUCUUCCUUAGGGACCACCUACCUUGUGCUUUACCUAGCUUACAUUACAACCCUUUUGAAGUCUCAUUGAAUAAUGCAUUGUCAACUUUAGUUGCUCUUGAGUGAAUGAUUCUCAGAACCUAUGAACUUGCUUUUGUGCUCAGUGCACUAAACAAUUGUCUCAUGCUAGGAUGUUAGCUCUAAAUGCUUCUCAUAGUGGACUCUAAUUCUUCUUUGUCUAAGAGUUGCAUGAAGUUGAUUGUUGAAUCUUUAUCUUGGAACUAACUACAUUUACUUGAUCCCCCGGUUUUCUUAAAAUGUAUCCCUCUUUUGGCAUGUGUGUUGGGAGUAAUUCUUUGUGCUUGAGGGCAGGCUAAUCUUAGUGACGCUCGAGGGCGAGCUGUCGUUGAGUAUAGUGGUGUGAUGACCCGGGUUUAUAUGAUGUUUUUAGGGUUUUUCCUUGUAGGUUUUGAGUCUUUUUCUUGUGUCUCAUGUAGUGUUUCAUGCAUUCUCAUGCAUUUUUACUUUUAUUUGUGCAUUUGCAUUAGUUUAGUAAUUUUGUAGUUUUAUAAGGGCUUUAGUUGUAUUUGAUUAGAGUUUAAGAGUCACAGGCAAUUUCCACUUGUUUUGGAGCCUUUGUGCAAAACUAACCUCUGAAUUUCUAGAUAUUUUCCUAGCUUUGUCAUCAAGUUUCAGGUUGUAGCAGCUGAAGAUGGAGUGUCUAGAGGUUUGGAGAAUUGAAUGGAGGCUUAAAGAGGAGUAAAGAGGAGUUAAAAUGAAGAUCAAAAGCCUUUUUAGCGAGCUUUGAGCGCCUAGGCGCUGGGAAUUGGCGCCUAGGCGCUAGUUGUUUUUUUGCCAAGCUUUCUGAAUUGGCGCCUAGGCGCCAAUUACCUUCCAGGGGCCAUAUUUUCAGCAUGAAUUGGCGCUCAGGCGCUCUGAAUUUGCGCCUGAGCGCCCGGAACAGCCCAAACUCGUGAUUUUUGCCUAUAAAUAGGAUUUUAGUCAUUUUCUUUUGGAAUCUUUGAUAUCAAUUCCAUUUUUACAUAAGUUUAGAGGUAGAGGAUCAUCUAGGAGAGUGAGGGAAGGCUUCCAAGCUUGUAAUUCAGGUUCUUAGCCAAGCAUGGCUCUUGCCAUGCCUGGCUAAUCUCUCUUCUUUUACUUUGGUUUUCUUGUAAGACUUUUCCUUUUAAGUUAUAAUCUUAAGUUCUUUCCCA